This is a messenger RNA of Entelurus aequoreus (snake pipefish), 1812 nucleotides long. RefSeq lists its product as uncharacterized. Bases 1042 to 1812 code for a protein of 256 amino acids. The transcript is spliced from 2 exons. The record is from RefSeq and is a predicted model, not a curated record. Lineage: Eukaryota; Metazoa; Chordata; Actinopteri; Syngnathiformes; Syngnathidae.
AUUCCCGAUUCCUGGUGAGGAUGAAGAAGAAGAAGGAGCAGAAGAAGAAGAAGAAGAAGAAGAAGAAGAAGAGCGUUCAUGGACGACCUUACCAUCACAGCAAGAUCAGUGCCAGAAGGAAGAUAUGGAUUUUGGAGGACCUGAUUGAGCUCACCAAUUGGGCAAGGAUGGAGUUCAAACCGGCAAAGUCCAGAAGCCUAGUUCUGAAGAAAGGGCGUGUUCAGGACCGGUUUCGCUUCAAGAUCAGGGAGAACAUCAUCCCGAUUUUCCAAGAGAAACCUGUGAAGUGCUUGGGGAAGUGGUACAGGGCAGACCUCAAUUAAGUUACCAAUGAUUGUCACACACACACUAGGUGUGGCGAAAUUAUUCUCUGCAUUUGACCCAUCAUACGACCGACUGAGUGUGAAAGAAAUGCUUAGCCAAGCAGAAGCCUGGAUGACAUCCCUAGAAAAGAGCGGCCUCCCGGGCAAGUAUAAGCCCUGGGGUUCUCCCCCGUCUGCUCUGGCCACUCCUGGUUUAUGAGGUACCUGUAUCCACAGUUGAGAGUCUGGAGAGGAAGUUGAACACCUACUUGAGGAGAUGGCUGGGUGUCCCAAGAAGCUUCUGUUCCAUUGGACUGUACAGCACAGGUAGCAAGCUACAGCUGGCAAUAACUUCAGUGGUGGGGGAGUACAAGGCGACAAAAACACGGCAGGCCAUGAUUCUACGAGACAGUAAAGACGAGCGAGUACGGCAGGCAGGCAUUGUCGUCAGGUCAGGCAGAAAGUGGUCAGCCAGCAAAGUACUGAAGGAGGCGGAAGAUCGACUGCAUCACGCGGACAUUGUGGGAUCAGUAGCCCAGGGAAGACUUGGUCUGGGUUGCUUAUCCAGAACAAGUUGGAACAAAGCUGACCCAAAGGAGCGGCGAGUCUUGGUGCAGAGGGAGGUCCGAAAGGCUGAGGAGGAAAGCCAGCAUGUCAAGGCAGUAGCCAUGAACAAACAAGGCAGCUGGACUGGGAGAGUGUAAAAGACAGAUCUCUAACCUGGCAAGACAUCUGGAGCAUGGAAGGCCACCGGAUCAAGUUCCUGCUGUGUUCUACAUAUGAUGUACUGCCCAUCCCAUCAAACCUCCAUACUUGGGGAAUGGUAGAAAGCCCCAGCUGCACACUCUGCGUAAAGCUAGCUAACCUGGAGCAUGUCCUUUCCUCUUGUCGCUCAAGUUUAGCAAAUGGCAAGUUCCGGUGGCGUCAUGACCAGAUCUUUGCUCAGCUGGCAGAGGGUGUUGAGCAGGCCAGGAAGAGGACAAGGCAGCUCUCUAAUGGGCUUUGCUUCAUCCACUUCAUCAGGGCAGGUGAAAGUGCAGCAGCGGGAGGGAGGAACAAAGGGGUCCUGGCCACGGCAAGUGACUGGGAGAUGCGGGCCGACCUGAAGAAGCAGCUCAAAUUCCCAGAGGAGAUAGCCCACACUACCCUGAGACCUGAUAUUGUUCUGUGCUCUAAAGGAAACAAACAGGUGGUGCUUAUCGAGCUGAAAGUACCCUGGGAAGAGAGAAUGGAGGAGGCGUACGAACGCAAGCUCAAGAAAUACCAAACCCUCAUCCUCAGGAGCCAGCAAAAUGGAUGGAAGGCCUGGAACCUACCGGUGGAGGUGGGCUGUAGAGGCUUUGCGAGGCGGUCGCUCUGGAGAGCCCUCGGACUGCUAGGGAUCGAGGGGCUGGCUAGGAAGCGGCUGGUAGCCAACACCACUAAAAGGGCAGAGGAAGCAUCACGCUGGAUUUGGAUACAAAGAGAGAUGCGGUGGCAGAGCCGACCCACUGAAGGACUAGGGACAUAG